GAAAGAAAAAUGAUCGAAGUACAAAGGUGAGGUGUAACAUGAUCUCUGACAGAGUGCUUUAUAAGACAUGCCUCACACCUCACCUGUGUACUUAGAUAGACACGAGAAGAUAGACACAAGAAGACAGCUGCAAACUACCCCUGGAGCAUUACAGAGCUGCGACAACAGACUGCACCAUGCGUUUCAACGUGCUGUUCCUCCUGCUGAGCCUAUCAUUUCUCUGUCUGGCACUGGCACAAGUUUCCUAUGACGACUGCUGUCUGAAGUAUGUGAAAAACCUGAACCACAGAAUUCAAAGACAUGCAGUGAAGUACAGACGGCAGGAGACAGAUGGAGGCUGCAACAUCCCUGCUAUAAUCUUCACCAUGAAGAGGGGGCGAUUGUUUUGCACAGACCCCAAACAGGGAUGGGUCAUAGAUCUGAUGAGAAAGAUUGACGGCAAACAUGUGACACCCUCCAGGGAGGGGUUGAACAGAGGCUGAGUGUCACAGCCUGCGGCCCCCGUUCAUCCUGUCGCCCUUUGCCAUAUCAUCAGAUAUCAUUGAGCAAUAAGCAGUUUAUGGUGGCUUUAUGGCGUCUGACUGGAAGGCAGUGGAGAAGGCUGGCCAAAUCUUAUAGCGUUACUUUUGCUUUCACUCAUACAAGGGUCCAAAGCUUGUAUAGAAUUGCAGCAGCACUUUGUUGUCCAGCGUUUGACUGCUGAUGCCAAGUGGUCACCACAUGAUGCAUAUAAACAUAUUCAAUAGCACGACUGCUUCUGUGACACUAUCUGUGGCUGUGUUCUUGCCUUUUCAGAUAUUUAAUAAGCUGUUUAAUUAUAUAAAUGGUGAUGGAGUGUAAAUGAUGAUAAUGAUAUAUGUAUAUAAUAUUUCAAAUACUUCUUGCAUGAUGUACCCAGGAUAUGCGUGAAAUACUUGUGUAUAUGUAAAUUUCUGCCUGUAAUGUGUGUCAUAGGAAAGGAGAAGGUAGUGUCCUAAUUUCAGAAUUGUUUAAAUGUGUCUUUUCAUGCAUUUUGUUUACGUUUUAUUACAGUAUAUGUGUUUCCAUAAAGGCAUUAUUAAAAUAAAUUUGCUUCUAACAUUC
Lates calcarifer (barramundi perch) is the source of this 1083-nucleotide messenger RNA. It is a transcript of the gene ccl25a, whose product is annotated as chemokine (C-C motif) ligand 25a. The coding region runs from base 177 to 482 and encodes 101 amino acids. The record is from RefSeq and is a predicted model, not a curated record. Lineage: Eukaryota; Metazoa; Chordata; Actinopteri; Centropomidae. Gene Ontology annotation, cellular component: extracellular region. Gene Ontology annotation, biological process: G protein-coupled receptor signaling pathway; lymphocyte chemotaxis; neutrophil chemotaxis. Gene Ontology annotation, molecular function: CCR chemokine receptor binding; chemokine activity. The transcript has 5 exons.